AUGUUUCUUCGAUCGUUGAAUAUCGUUCUUUUAAGCUUAACAUUUAUAUUAUUAACAACCCUUUGCGAAACAGAAGAAAUUGAAGAGGAUAAACCCAAGGAAGUUAUCUACUCAAAUUCCAUUCGCGCUCUAUCAGAGCUUCGGGAGAUUGAAAAUUCCUAUUUAGAGCAUUUGGCCAGCUAUGUUAGCUCUCUGAGUAAAAAGGUUGAAAAUCUUCGCACGUUCAUUGACAGCGUAACUGGUCGAAAUCUGAACAGCAAAACGGAUCCUAUUCAAUAUGUGUCGAAUCCCCUGAAUUCCUUUGGCCUUGUCAGAAGAUCUCAUGAAGAUUGGCCCAAGUUUAUUGCAUAUACUAAAAUUUUCGAAAAUCUUACAGUUGAGAAUGAGGAGUUGCAAAAACUUGUAAAUCGUACUCCCAGCGCAGAUGAUAUGCGUGAGGCACUCUUGGGAAUGCAUAGGAUAGAGCACUUUUAUGACCUCAAAUCUUCGGACAUGGCCAAUGGUCUUUUGGCAGGCGAACUACUGGGGACCCGAAUGACAGUUCCCGAUUGCGUGGCUUUAGCUGACUUUAUGUACAACCAAUCAGAGUUUAGACGGUCUGCAGAGUGGUAUCGACUAGCUUUGAGUGCUUUGAAUGAGCUUCAGAAUAGCACAGCCAUUCCAUUCCACAUACCAAAUCCAGACGACCUCCGGAAAAAGUUCAUUAUGAGUAGACUUCAAGAAGGUUCCAUUAACAACUUAAGUGACUAUCUGAUGGAACUAACCCAAGAUCGUGAGAUUCCUCUGAUCCAUUUAAGGCCAAAUCCCACUCCAACUGCCAUUGAACGAGGCUGCAGGGGGGAAUUCCCACCAGGACCUCAAUUAGUGUGCCGCUAUAAUAGCACCACAACGCCAUUUAUGCGGAUAGCUCCUCUCAAGGAGGAGGAGAUCAGCAGAAACCCGAUGAUUUGGCUAUAUCACGACGUGAUCUAUGACAGCGAGAUCGCUCAACUGACGAAUAUGACCCGCAAAGAGAUGACACAGGGAACUACAAAUAAUUAUACCACUUCAGGGCAGGUAAGUCGACUUUUUCACGUCAAAGUUACCGACGACGAUGGUGGAAAAUUAGACAAAACUUUGGUAAAUCGCAUGGCGGAUAUAUCGGGCCUCGAUGUUGGCAAUUCAACUUCUUUGGCCAGAAUAAAUUAUGGCCUUGGAAGUUAUUUCCCCGAGCAUAGCGACUACGUGGACAUCAAAAAUCAUCCGGAAUUCACCGAGGAAGGUGAUCGGCUUAUGACGUUUUUGUUCUAUUUGACCGAUGUUCCAGUGGGCGGUUCUACUAUUUUUCCGGCAGCAGAACUAGCUAUCCAGCCGAAAAAGGGUUCCGCCCUCUUCUGGUACAAUCUUCACAACGAUGGCGAACCGAAUCCUUUGACCAGGCAUGCUGUUUGUCCCAUGAUUAUGGGCAACCGUUGGGUUCUGGUCAAGAGCAUGUUAAACUAUGAGCAGAUGUUCACGAAGCCCUGCUACAAGUAGAAGGUUCUAAGGAUAUGUGUAUUAAAACCAUUAUAUUUU
Molecule: messenger RNA, 1554 nt
Organism: Drosophila eugracilis
Lineage: Eukaryota; Metazoa; Arthropoda; Insecta; Diptera; Drosophilidae
Product: prolyl 4-hydroxylase subunit alpha-2
Exons: 8
Coding region: 1-1515 (504 amino acids)
Biological process (GO): peptidyl-proline hydroxylation to 4-hydroxy-L-proline
Cellular component (GO): endoplasmic reticulum
Molecular function (GO): iron ion binding; procollagen-proline 4-dioxygenase activity; L-ascorbic acid binding
Source: RefSeq, a predicted model, not a curated record